CAGGUACGUGUACCUACAGUAUGUAGAUUCACAGAUUAGAGAUCAAAUAACAGAUAUUAUUUAAAUCAUUACCCAUACGUUAAAUAUGCACGUUUCGGUGGCUAAAUUGUGGCCUUUAUGGGAGUAUUGUUUUGUCAAUCACGACGACAUCGACAUUAUAAUGUAGGAAGCUGGUGCCAUACGAAACCUUGAUUAUAACGAAGUUUGCAUUCGGUUCCCAUCAGAUUAACGUGUUAUUUUCAAGUUCAAAUACUAUGAAAAAAUUACUGCAAUAUUUUUUACCAUUUUUCUUUCUAUUGAAAAAUGUUUUCUCUGCAAAAGAACCAGCAUACAUAUUAACUUUGGAUACGCUGCAAAGUUGCAAAGGGCCGAAUUCAAAAGAGUAUCUGAGCUUAGAUCACCUGACAAUAUUUCCGAAUCAUACAGCUCUGGGAUACAUGGAAAUAAUGGAAGAUAUUCCGAGCACUGCAACGAUUAAUUUUCAAGCAUUCUCUCAGAAUAACAAUGGAACUUGGAUAGAAAGUCCUCUUUCGGUCGAAAAUCUAGAUUUAUGUCGAUUUAUCGAGAAGGAUAUGUGGUUUGUACCCAUAGGCAGAUUGAUUUUGAAUAUACCGGAGCGUUGUCCAAUACGUAAGGGACGUUUACGUUUUAAAAGUGUUGUGAUUCAUAAACGAACCAAAGGAAUUGUACCAGCAGGUUGUCUCAGAGCCAAACUUAGGAUUGUGGAUAAAGAAAAACUAUUGUGUUGCUUAGAGACAGUGACCAAAAUUGUAGAGUAUUCAAGAAGAAACGAAUUUGUGUGUGCGCCGCUCUGAGAAUUCUAUCAAUACUACUGUAUCAUACCUACAUUGUUUAUUAUCUCAUAAUUAUUGUUGAACAAAUUAAACUGAUUUACCUACUGUC
This is a messenger RNA of Planococcus citri (citrus mealybug), 903 nucleotides long. RefSeq lists its product as uncharacterized. The transcript is spliced from 4 exons. NCBI's taxonomy places the organism in Eukaryota, Metazoa, Arthropoda, Insecta, Hemiptera, Pseudococcidae. Bases 255 to 815 code for a protein of 186 amino acids. The record is from RefSeq and is a predicted model, not a curated record.